CAUAGUUUGGCAGUUGCCUUCUACCCGGACAUGUAAGCGGUUGCACAGGUGCCCAGAAUCUGUUUCGGCACGCCAUUGUGGAAAGUAGUUACUUUCACAUUACUGACUCUCCUCACUUUGAGCUUGUUUUCCUAGUUGGUUUAUCCCGAGUGACAUAACUAAAGAAGAAACUACUCCACAAUGGCUACGGAGUCUUGGGCAGAGGCGGUGGACGAGCAAGAAGCCGCGGCGGAAUCGAUCGGUGGCCUCACAUUAAAAGAGAAACCAGAGGAAAAUGGCACGGCAGCAUUAGCAACAGACUCCAGCAGUGCAGCUGCAAAGUCAGAAGUGCAGGGAGAAAACAAGCCUGCAGAUGAAGACGACAAAGAUGACAAGGCGGCGCAGUCGUUAUUGAACAAGUUAAUUAGAAAUAAUCUAGUAAGUAACACAAAUCAAGUGGAAGUUCUUCAGAAGGAUCCAAACUCUCCGCUCUACUCUGUCAAGUCUUUUGAGGAGUUGCGACUCAAACCACAGCUGCUUCAGGGCGUGUACGGCAUGGGAUUCAACCGGCCAUCCAAAAUCCAGGAGACUGCCUUACCUAUGAUGCUGGCCGAACCUCCACAGAACCUGAUUGCCCAGUCUCAGUCGGGAACAGGGAAAACAGCUGCAUUUGUCCUGGCCAUGCUCAGUCAUGUCGAUCCCAACAACAGAUUUCCCCAGUGCCUGUGUGUGUCACCUACCUAUGAACUGGCACUUCAGACUGGCAAGGUAAUCGAGCAGAUGGGCAAACACUACAAUGAGGUCAAACUUGUCUACGCCAUCAGAGGAAACAAAUUGCCACGGGGCACAAUGCUGCAGGAACAGAUUGUUAUUGGCACGCCUGGUACCAUGCUGGACUGGUGCGGUAAAUUCAAGUUCAUAGACCCAAAGAAGAUCAAGGUGUUUGUGCUUGACGAGGCCGACGUCAUGAUCGCCACGCAGGGUCACCAGGACCAGAGCAUCCGCAUCCAGAGGAUGCUGCCUAAAAACUGCCAGAUGUUGCUGUUCUCCGCAACGUUUGAAGAGACAGUGUGGAACUUCGCCCAGCGCAUCGUGCCUGAACCCAACAUCAUCAAGUUGAAGAGAGAGGAGGAGACGCUGGAUACCAUCAAACAGUACUAUGUGCUGUGCAACUGCAGAGAGGAGAAGUUCCACGCACUCUGUAACAUCUACGGAGCCAUCACCAUCGCCCAGGCCAUGGUCUUCUGCCAUACAAGGAAGACUGCAGGCUGGCUGGCAGGCGAGCUGUCCAGAGAAGGCCACCAGGUGGCGCUGCUCAGUGGAGAGAUGCAGGUGGAGCAGAGGGCUGCUGUCAUCGACCGCUUCAGAGAAGGAAAGGAGAAAGUCCUGGUCACUACAAACGUCUGUGCCCGAGGAAUCGACGUCGAGCAGGUUUCUGUGGUGAUCAACUUCGACCUUCCUGUAGACAAGGAUGGUAACCCGGACAACGAGACAUACCUGCACAGGAUUGGCCGCACAGGUCGAUUUGGCAAAAGAGGAUUGGCCAUCAACAUGGUGGACAGCAAAAUGAGUAUGAACAUCCUCAACAGGAUCCAGGAGCAUUUCAGUAAGAAAAUCGAGAAACUAAACACGGAUGAUUUGGAUGAAAUUGAGAAAAUCUCCAGCUAAAGAGAACGGCGUUCAUCACACCCACUCCCCCUCCCCUCUUGGCUGUCCAAGGACUGUAUGCUCCUACAGUGUUUUGUGCUUUUAUUUCUUUUAGCUGUCAGAGUGAAGAGCAAAACCACAAUCACAGCAUAUGUUUACACGUGGAUUCUCUCUCCUCUCUGACGAGUGUUUUGUAAGUCUUGGGAACAUACCCUAUUUCACUCUUUGUACUUCUUUGAAUAAAUUCUAUGAUUUUAUUGCUGUGUAUUGUGAUAAAACAAAAGCAGCCACAGUGGGCUCUGUUUUUCUGAACACAGAGUUUAAACACUACUUGGUUUCAUCUGUAGUAGCGGCAUGAACUAAUGGAAAAUUACCAUUGUAUGUGCCACAUUGUUUUUAAUUUUAAGAAGAGCAAAGUAUGAUUGAUUGUAAGCGUAUCAGGUAGACCGCAUUUACAGGGCUGUUAAUUGACUACAAAACCCUGAUACAAAGUGUGAAAUUGGGUAUGCUGCUGAGCGGUAGUUUAAUCAUUGAGAUUGUUAAUUAGGGUUAUGGUUGGGUUUCAAGGGUCUAUGCAAACUUAUCAACCUGUGAUAGCUAUUUUCAAAUAAUAUCAACCUGUAUUCACGUGAAAUAAAUGAAUCCUUAAUUAACCUCAGCUUUAGCGUCAGGGUGUGUAGUCAAAUGCCAAAAAAGGCUGCCUAGAGUCAUAAGACACUAUAACUCUUUAAGUCAUGGACGUUGAGAUGUUUUUUGUUAAGCUUCUAAUCAAUCCUCAUUCACCCACACAUCUUACGAAUGUCAUUUAUAUCAUUUAAAAAAAAAAAGAUUACAGCUUUUAUCAGGAUGGCUUGGCCUCACUGCUGAGCAUUAAUCUCUAAAUGGUUUCCUCAAUCUAUCUCAUAACGCCUCUUUAAUUCUAAUGUGGACAUCAGUGUCACUCUUCAUCAAUGUUUCCAAUCAGGGUCUCCAGUUUGCCCUCAGAUACAUUCACCCAGACUGUGCUGUUAUUAAGGAUUGUGAGUUUAAACAAAGCUUAUAACGCAAUGCCUUCCUCAAGUGCAUUAUAUAUACAUAUGAUUUUGUUUCUAAGACAUUGGGCUUCAUAUUCUGGCUAACACUUGAAAUUUUGAUUAUAUAUUGAACUAUGAGCGUCUUUAGGAUGUGGGAAACCAAAUGCUGAAUUGACUGAGGACCUAUGCCAAUCAGAUUCAUUGUGUUGCUUCAAGACUGACGCAUGGAUAAAUAAACAUGUACUUGUGUACAUAUAAAAAAAUAUAUAGGUUAAAGUAGUUUUUACUGAGUGUUACUUCUAAGAAGUGCAAAAAAAACAUUCCUCAAGUUCAAUUUUGACGGACGCAGCACUUCGAACACAGUGAGCCUAAAUCUGUUAAUCUUGCAUCAGAGGACCACUGAACAAAAUAAUAGAAACAGUGGGUUGUCUGGUGCACUUCAUCAGCGUGCUGAAGAGCAGUGAUUGAACCUCGUACAAACCUCAUCUGGCUCUCACCGAAAUUAGGAAGACUGCUGGUGGAAGUCCGGUUUUAAUGGACUGUUUACGGACAAUUAGACACAAGUGUUGAGUGCUCUGUGAAGACUUUCGGGUAAAGAACCAAUGUAUGCAGUUUUAUUUGGACAUUUGGAUGUAAAAAUAAUCAGUGAGUGUGUGCACUUUGUUGAUCCAUAAUGUAAAAAAACGCUGUACAAGAACCAUGGACACUCAAAGCAGUUUUGGCUACAGGACUUGACACUCUUCUCCACCUGUCGUAUACCUUGUUUGAUUGCUGUCGGAACCUACCAAAACCCAGUUCAUACACAUAGGAGUAAUACUGCCUGAUGAGGCUUAAAGCAAGUUGUCUGUUGUAACCUGAAGGUCAUGUGUAGAGAAUGAUAGGUUCAAGGUGUGUGGUAUUCUGUAGCUGAGCUGCGUUCAUGGACACAGUUUAUGUAUUGUUAAUAUGUUGAAUUAAAACAACAUGAAAAUCUGA
Eleginops maclovinus (Patagonian blennie) is the source of this 3614-nucleotide messenger RNA. Its product is annotated as ATP-dependent RNA helicase DDX19B-like. Gene Ontology annotation, molecular function: ATP binding; RNA helicase activity; RNA binding. Lineage: Eukaryota; Metazoa; Chordata; Actinopteri; Perciformes; Eleginopidae. Gene Ontology annotation, biological process: poly(A)+ mRNA export from nucleus. The coding region runs from base 181 to 1647 and encodes 488 amino acids. The record is from RefSeq and is a predicted model, not a curated record. Gene Ontology annotation, cellular component: nucleus; cytoplasmic stress granule. The transcript has 12 exons.